Molecule: messenger RNA, 2908 nt
Organism: Melospiza melodia melodia
Lineage: Eukaryota; Metazoa; Chordata; Aves; Passeriformes; Passerellidae
Gene: DDB2
Product: damage specific DNA binding protein 2
Exons: 12
Coding region: 594-1817 (407 amino acids)
Biological process (GO): DNA repair; response to UV
Cellular component (GO): nucleus; Cul4-RING E3 ubiquitin ligase complex
Molecular function (GO): damaged DNA binding; protein binding
Source: RefSeq, a predicted model, not a curated record
CCGCCCCCGCCGCCCGGCCCUUGAUCCAAUUAACGGGAGUGGGCUCUGCCCAGGCAGGUGGGGUCGGAGGAGGGUGCCGAGAGGGCAGCGCCGGUUCCUGUCGUCGUUCCACCCUGCCUCCACACUGGGAAGGGCCUGCAGCCGUGGGUGGUGAGACAGAAUGGCUCCAGUGAACCAGCCAAAGGACAAGAAGCGUGAGAGGGCAUGUCAGCAUUGGCCAGAGGAGGCAAAAUCAGCUGGGAAGAAGAAACGGGACUAUGGAGAACGAGGGAAUGAGAAACAAGAAAAGAAGUUGUUUGUGAGAAAAACAUCUAAACCCUCAGGGAAAAUCGGUUCUUACCACCUCCCAUGGCAUCUUUCCAAGUAGCUGGGUCUUUGGAUAGCAGCAUUGCAUUUUGGAUAUGGAGCAUUGAAAUUGUAUGUUGUCCAAGAGGUGCACCACCCACCUGUGGCAUUGCUUUAGUCCUUUCCUGUUAUCUUGGAUAACUCUAUGGGAAAGGGAAGGAAGGUUUAACAAGAGGAAAUAUACAGAAAUCUCUGGUGGCCUGUGGGAUGCACUGGACUCCAUAAUUGCAGAAGCUGCUACACCCUAGAUGUGUUGCAGUGGAGGUGGGUUUGUGAUGAGAAACAAGAGAGUCCUUUCCUCUCAGCUGGAGCGGCGAUGCAGCAUUGUUCAUUAUGUCUACCAGAAAAUGCUGGGAGGCUCCAUUCAGGCACAGCUCAGGCAGAGAUUGGAGCUGGCUUUUCUGCGUUCUCUUUCCUCAUACUGCCUCUUUCGAAGAGCAAGUCCCUUUGACAGGAGAGUGACAUGUCUGGAAUGGCACCCAACACACCCCAGUACGCUAGCUGUUGGUUCCAAAGGUGGAGACAUCAUCCUUUGGGAUUGUGAAGUACUUGCUAAAACCUGCUUCAUAAAGGGGAAAGGGCCAGGAGAUUCUCUCGGAGACAUCAAGUUCAGUCCUUAUGAGGCAGAGAAGCUUUAUGUGGCAUCAGGUGAUGGCACCCUAAGUCUGCAGGAUCUUGAGGGCAGAGCGGUGCAGGUGAUCUCUCGUGCCCUGGACUGUGGCCAUGAGCAUCAUAAUGUUUGUUGCUGGUACUGCAGUGUGGACGUUUCUGCAAGCUGGAAUACCGUGGUGACAGGUGAUAAUGUGGGCAAUGUGGUCCUGCUCAGCACUUCUGGUGAAGAGAUCUGGAAGCUGAAAUUGCACAAGAAGAAAGUGACUCAUGUAGAGUUUAACUCCCGAUGUGAGUGGAUGUUUGCCACAGCAUCCGUGGAUCAGACAGUCAAAAUCUGGGACCUCAGAAACAUCAAAAACAAAACAAACUUUCUUCAUCUGCUUCCACAUGAGAAACCUGUCAAUGCAGCUUACUUCAGCCCAACACAUGGUGCUAAGCUUCUGAGCACAGACCAGCACAAUGAAAUCAGGGUUUACUCAUCCUCAGACUGGACCAAGCCACAGCAUCUGAUUCCACAUCCACAUAGGCAGUUUCAGCACCUCACACCUAUUAAGGCGACGUGGCAUCCUCGCUAUGAGCUCAUCGUGGUAGGUCGCUACCCAGACCCCAAGUUCCCCGGGUACACGCUGAACGAGCUGCGCACCGUGGAUGUGUUCGAUGGGAACACCGGCGACAUGGUGUGUCAGCUCUACGAUCCAAACGCUUCGGGCAUCAUCUCGCUCAAUAAAUUUAACCCUAUGGGAGACACACUGGCUUCUGGCAUGGGCUUUAAUAUUCUGAUCUGGAACCAGGAGGAGAUGGCAGCCAAGAAGCAUGAACUUCUCUUGAAAGCCAUGACAAACGAGGAGAUUGAACCAUGAGAGAAUAGGGGAUUGGAAGCUGGAGUUCAUCCAGACAUGGAGGGCAGAGGCAGGCAAACCCUGACACUAGCAAACCCAAAAGCUAAGUUAAUGUCUGGGGAGCUGCAGGAGAUGAAAACAAAAAGCAGUGAUUCUAAACCACAGGGAAGGAAGUAAAAAUAGAUGGAUCUAGAGAACUGCUUUAGUAUUUUGAUCCUUUCUGAAUCCCAGCAUACAAAUUGUUGGCAAUGGGAGUAUUAAGCUGUGGAAUUAGACUUUGUCCUUCCUCCCCGGAUCUGAUGUUGCUUCCCUGAUCCUCUUGGCCUCCCUUUCUAGAAAGUUAUGUCAGUACUUGGUUCCUCCAAGUGGAGUUACUACUCAUUUUCUGAGGCACUAGGAGAACUUCAAAGAUGUUCCCAGAUCUUGCUGAAGUUACUGCUUUCAGCCUACCAUAUCUGUUUGUCAUCACUUGUCACAGGUUCCCAUUUCCUGUAGUCUGCAGUGGAGCAGCUUAUGACAGGGGGUCUCCAGCUUGUUCUAGUCCAACCAAGCUGAGAAACCAUUUGCUAAUAGGAUUGACAUCCUGAAAAGAUAGAAUGUUCACAGGGGUGAAUUCAUGGAUAGCUUGGGUAUCCUAGGAAACACCAAGCUUUCCCAUAUGCAAGCUUGGAAAAUGUGUUGGUCAAAACAUCAGGCUUAGCCUGUUCUCUGCUUGCAGCUGAACCACAAAGAAUGGGAUGCCAGAGGUCUCUAUCAUUGAUUGCAAGGACAGUAUGGAGCUGGGCACCUACUGAUUCUGUAGUUUCUAUUUUCAGAGUUCUGAGCUGUUUCCUGCCAAUGAUUAGGCAUUUUUUUAACCUAUGCCUAUGUGCUUCAGAAUGUUUGGUAAGAGUGUUAUAAAACAAAUGAGGGAUUUCUUCCAAAUACCCCUGCUCAGAGCCAAAUCUCAAGACUGUUGUUAAAGGGUUAAGUUUUGCUUUUUCUACUUUGUUUACAAGGCUGCUGCUGUCUCAGAGGUUGAUGGGAUGGGCUCCAGGCCUGUGCAGGUUCUUCACAUUCACGUUUAUAGUUUUGCAAUAUUAAUAUCAAUAAAAUUUUAUACUAAACUAAAA